UUUCUCUAUCAACUCAUCUUGUGACGUUUGUUCUCAUUCAUUAUCUCUUCAAAGCUUCUUCUAACUAACAAAUCCAAUAUUAAGAUGGAUCAAGCAGAGCUUUGCCGGAUAUUCCAAAUGUUCGACAAGAACGGCGACGGAAAAAUCACCAAACAAGAGCUGAAUGAUUCAUUGAAGAAUCUUGGAAUCUACAUCCCAGAGCAAGAGCUGGUGCAGAUGAUUGAGAAGAUUGAUCUCAACGGUGAUGGGUACGUGGACAGCGAGGAGUUUGGAGGGCUGUUCGAGACGAUCAUGGAGGAGAGAGAUGAGGAGGAGGACAUGAGAGAGGCUUUCAAUGUGUUUGAUCAGAACAGGGACGGGUUCAUCACGGUGGAAGAGCUGAGAUCUGUGUUAGCUUCCUUGGGGCUCAAGCAAGGAAGAACGCUAGAUGAAUGCAAGAGGAUGAUUGGCAAAGUUGAUGUUGAUGGAGAUGGGAUGGUGGAUUUCAAGGAGUUUAAGAAGAUGAUGAAAGCUGGUGGAUUUGCCGCCUUGUGAUCAAAACUUGUAAAAGAAGCCCAUUUUAGGGUUAGGGUUUGUGACCCAAAAUCAAAUCAUUGUUUUAUUCUUCGGAAUGAUUAGGGCAAAAACCUCGAAAGAGAAUUAAUAAAUGGAUUUGCAAAGAUAACAGAACUUU
Molecule: messenger RNA, 673 nt
Organism: Brassica oleracea var. oleracea
Lineage: Eukaryota; Viridiplantae; Streptophyta; Magnoliopsida; Brassicales; Brassicaceae
Product: calmodulin-like protein 3
Exons: 1
Coding region: 85-534 (149 amino acids)
Molecular function (GO): calcium ion binding
Source: RefSeq, a predicted model, not a curated record